Messenger RNA from Helobdella robusta, 531 nucleotides. RefSeq lists its product as hypothetical. Gene Ontology annotation, molecular function: tRNA (guanine) methyltransferase activity; RNA binding. Gene Ontology annotation, biological process: tRNA methylation. NCBI's taxonomy places the organism in Eukaryota, Metazoa, Annelida, Clitellata, Rhynchobdellida, Glossiphoniidae. Bases 1 to 531 code for a protein of 176 amino acids. The record is from RefSeq and is a predicted model, not a curated record. The transcript is spliced from 4 exons.
AUGGAAGAUCGUGACUUGAUUGUGGUGGCCUCUCUUGUUGAAUCCAUUCCUAAUCUUGGAGGAUUGUGCAGAACAUGUGAAAUAUUCGGAAUCAAACGUUUGGUCCUCGGCAGCUUGAAAGUGACGAGCGAUGUGGGCUUUGAAAAGUUGAGCGUCACAUCCCACAAAUGGAUGAACAUUGAGGAAGUGACCUCAAAGAAUCUGCCCAUUUAUCUGAGGAGCAUGAGGAACAGAGGUUACAAACUUGUGGGCUUGGAACAGACAUCAAACAGCAGACGGAUGGGUUUCUUCAAAUUUCCUAAGAAGUCUCUCAUCGUUCUAGGGCAAGUGGCGAACGAACGAACAGGCAUCCCCGUUGAACUGAUGCAGUUGUUGGACGAGUGUAUCGAGAUCCCUCAGAAAGGUGUCAUCAGGUCUCUCAACGUUCACGUCAGUGCAGCCAUCUUACUGUGGGAGUACUUCAAACAGACCAAUGCUAUUGCUAUGAACAGUGAAAGUGGCAGUAACAAUUAUAACAUUAACGAAAUUUGA